This is a messenger RNA of Corticium candelabrum, 2224 nucleotides long. RefSeq lists its product as uncharacterized. Bases 464 to 2224 code for a protein of 586 amino acids. The record is from RefSeq and is a predicted model, not a curated record. Lineage: Eukaryota; Metazoa; Porifera; Homoscleromorpha; Homosclerophorida; Plakinidae. The transcript has 2 exons.
UAGAAGUAAUAUUGCAGCUAGUCUACUGCCGUUGACUUGUGAGUUGUCCAUUACAUUACAAAGAAUGGUUUACUGUAUUGCGUUCGGUUGCAACAACAAGGACGGAGAUCACAAACGUGGUGUGCGCUUUCAUCACUUACCUCUUAGGAACAAGCCUCUGCUGAAACAAUGGCUGACAAAGCUUCGAUUACAGAAUCCUCCUGUUAGACGUAGUAGCUUGGUCUGCAGUGAACACUUCGAACCGGACUGUUUUCAACGAGAUUUGCAAGCAGAAUUACUGGGAACAAAACCACGAAUUCACCUCAAGCCAGAUGCUGUCCCAACAAUUUUCACUUUCACCUCCAAACGAAAACAACGAUCAACAGGACAGAAACGAAGACACAAUCAGGUUACUAUUUACUGUAUGUUUCAAUCAACCUGUCACUUAGAGCAGACCCUGUUGAUGUAGGCCCUUACUGAAGUAAUGAAACAACAUGCUAAGGUUGCUAGAGUGCCUAACUCUGAUGAUGAUUAUGAGCACCACCAAGAAAUCGACAAAGAAAACAAUUCUCCUGGAACCAAAGCACGUGAAUUUUGUGAUGCUUCAACACAAUAUGAUCUUAGAGACCUGGCUGAAACAAAGGAACAUUCAUACUGUGUGAGAGAAUCUUCACCAAUUCCCGAGGACAUGCAUUCUAGUCAACUUCAGCCACCACAAAUUGCCCCAUGGUUAGUAACACCAGUAACUGACAGUUGUCAGUCCACAGAGUCUGAUGAAGAGGCACAUUCUCCUAAUACAGACAGUGAAACAGAGAAAUACUGCGUCUUUGACACAUCUUGUACUUCACAAGAUUCGGAUAUCGAAAUGGGUGGUCAAGAGGACCAAAAAUUCAUUGUUUUCAGAAAUUCCUUGAGUGAACUGUUCCGAUUCUGCCCAACAUGUGGCUCUUCUGUAGUCAGCCAAUCAGAAUCAACAAGUGGAACAAUGUUAGUAGUAAAAAUGGAGUGCUCAAAAGGGCAUAAUGUAAACUGGCAGUCCCAACCACUUGUUGCUGGUCUACCUGCCGGAAAUCUUAUAACCGCAGCAGGGAUUCUGUUGUCAGGAGGAACAUUCCGCAAAUUCAGCCACUUUGCUCAAAUCAUAAAAUUGCAAUUCAUCUCGGAAUCAUCAUUUUAUCGAUUGCAAGAUGAAUACCUGUGUCCUGUGGUUAAUGAAACGUGGAAAAGUCACCAGGAAUCUAUACUAGAAAACUUCAAAGACAACCCUUUACACCUACUGGGAGAUGGACGAUGUGACAGCCCUGGAUAUUCCGCUAAAUAUUGUACAUAUACUCUAGUGGAGCAAGAUACAGGGCUUAUUGUUGAUUUUCAGUUGGUGCAGGUCAGCGAAGUUUCCAAUUCUGUUGGGAUGGAAAAAGAGGGGUUUCUACGAUCAGUCAAUGAGCUAGUAACUAAAGGAUUAACUGUGGCUCAAAUUGCUACUGAUAGACACCUGCAGAUAACAUCUGUCAUGAAAAAGCAGUUCCCUGAUAUAGAUCAUCAGUAUGAUGUUUGGCACGUUUCAAAAAGUGUUAUCAAAAAGUUAACCCAACUGGGUAAGGCAAAGGGCUGUAGUAACCUUCUUCCAUGGAUAAGAUCUGUGGCAAAUCACUUGUGGUGGUCAUCAAAAUCAUGUAAUAGACAGGCUGAAAAUCUAAGAGAGAAAUGGAUUUCUAUUAUUUACCAUACAAUCAAUGUCCAUUCAUGGGAGAAUGCUACAUCUUUUGGCAAGUGUGAACACAACGAAUUGUCACUUGAAGAGAGCCAACGAAAGCAGUGGUUAAAGAAAUGUUCUCCUGCACAUGAUGCACUGAAGUCGGUAGUCCUAAACAAGAAGCUUUUGAAAGACCUUGACAAGCUAACGGACUUCAGCCACACUGGUAAUUUGGAAGUUUACCAUGCUCUUCUCACUAAAUAUUGUCCUAAGAGGCAACAUUUCAGCUACAAGGGGAUGCUUGCAAGAACACAGCUGGCUGCACUUGAUCAUAAUCACAACACAGGAAGAAGGCAAGCUACCACUAGCAGUGGAGAAGUGAGAUACAAGGUGGUUUUUCCCAAACCUACCAAGAUCUGGGUUGCAAAGCCCAUCACUGAAUCAAAGAGCUACGGCUAUCUGCAAGGAAUCCUUAAAGCAGUUUUAAAUAAACGACAGCUGAAUCCACAACCUCUUCGAAAACACAAAACCACUCAAGGAAACUGUUGUUAG